Trypanosoma cruzi is the source of this 2547-nucleotide messenger RNA. Its product is annotated as trans-sialidase, putative. The record is from RefSeq and is a predicted model, not a curated record. The transcript has a single exon. Lineage: Eukaryota; Euglenozoa; Kinetoplastea; Trypanosomatida; Trypanosomatidae. Gene Ontology annotation, molecular function: exo-alpha-sialidase activity. Gene Ontology annotation, cellular component: cytoplasm; intracellular membrane-bounded organelle; membrane. Bases 1 to 2547 code for a protein of 848 amino acids. Gene Ontology annotation, biological process: ganglioside catabolic process; oligosaccharide catabolic process.
AUGCUCUCACGUGUUGCUGCUGUGAAGGCACCCCGCACACACAACCGUCGCCGCGUGAUCGGAUCCGGCGGAAGGAGGAGGAAAGGAAGAGAGAGUGAGCCGCCGAGGCCCAACAUGUCCCGGCAUGUGUUUAAUUCCGCGGCGCUGCUUCUCCUUUUCGUUAUGAUGAUUUGCUGCGACAGUGGAAGUGCUCAGACGGAGGUGCAGCAGUCGUCUGAUCCAAAGUCAUGUCGGGUUUCUUCGCCGGAGGAAUUCUUUGUUUGGAGAGACAAGAAAAACGAUGAAGCAGUGAGUUCACUCCGUGUUCCCAGUCUUGUUGAGGUGAAUGGUGGUUUGUUUGCCGUUGCGGAGGCGCAGUGCACGAGAAACAAUAAUUGUGUUUUUACUGGGAUUGCCUCGGAGUUGUUGACUUUGACUGAUGAAAAGCCAAAAGAGUUGGAUACAAGUAACUUGAAGACACAAGUACUGGGGAACUGUUCUUCCGGAGAAGCUCAAUGCCCCUUCCAAACAGCAGUUCUGGCUGGCACUCAAAGAGUGAAGAAGGUACAUGUGAGCCGACCAACAACAGUUGUGAAUGGGAGUGACAUUUACAUGCUUGCUGGAAACUACAGUUGGACAUAUGAGGCUAAGAAGGAUUCUGUGUUUCAAUGGGGACUAUCGCUGGUAAAAGGUAACAUCAACAAUAAUGAAGAGGGCAGUGGCAAUAGAAUACAAUGGAAAGAUACUUACGAUCUCCCAUGGAUUUCUAGCAGCAGAGAGAGGAAAUUCUUGACAGGGCUGAUAGGCGGCGGCGGAUCGGGUAUUAAGAUAAAAGGCGAUACUUUCUUGUUUCCAGUGGAAGGCACAAAAGAGGAUGGGAAAGCCGUUUCGCUGAUUAUGUACUCCUCGGACACUGCGGGUUGGACGGUAUCGAGGGAGAUGUCUGACGAUGGCUGCAGUGAUCCCUCCGUCGUGGAGUGGAAGGACAAACUCAUGAUGAUGACUGCGUGUGAUGAUGGCCGCCGCAGGGUAUACGAGUUCGCUCUAACGGAGUCGUGGACGGAGGCACUCGGGACACUCUCGCGCGUAUGGAGCAGCAAACACACGGGACAUGAGAAGGGCGUUGGAAGCGGGUUUACCACAGCGAGGAUUGAGGAAAAGGACGUGAUGCUCGUUACUCUGCCGGUGUAUCCUGAGAAUAAAGGAAAAAACGAAAAGGGUGUACUUCAUCUUUGGCUGACGGACAAUACGCACAUUGUUGAUAUUGGGCCGGUAUCCGGGAACGAUGACGACGUUGCCGCCAGCUCCCUGUUGUACAAAAGUGGUGGAAAUAAUAAUAAUGAGAAGUUGAUUGCACUGUACGAGAAGAAGAAGGGCGAAUCAUCAUCCGGUAUGGUCUCUGUGCUUCUGACUGCGCAGCUGAAGCGGGUGAAGGAGGUGCUGGCGACGUGGAAGAAAGUGGACAAACGUGUCUCUCAGCUGUGCCCUACUUCAAUUGCUGAGAAGGAUCGCUCGACUGGCACUGCCUGCGAUGCUGGUAAAAUCACGGAUGGGCUGGUUGGCUUUUUGUCCGGCAACUUCUCUGAGAGCACGUGGAGGGACGAGUACCUCGGGGUGGACGCCACAGUAACGAGCGAUAUUGGGACGGGAAAUGGCGUGACGUUUACAGGGUAUGCCGAUGGUGCGACGUUCCGGGGAGCGUGGGCGGAGUGGCCCGUUGGCAAGCAAGGGGAGAAUCAGCUGUACCACUUUGCGAAUUACAACUUCACUCUUUUGGCGACGGUGUCGAUCCACGGUGAGCCGAAGGGAGUUACCCCUAUUCCUUUGAUGGGUGUGAAGAAGAUGAAUGGUGGUAAGAGUGCUGUACUUCUGGGACUUUCGUACAACAAGGAAGGGAAGUGGGAAUUGCUGCAGAGUGGCGGAUCGCGCAAUGCUCUCAGCAGUGAUUGGGAGCCAGAUACAACAUACCAGGUGGCCAUUGUGCUACAGAACAGCACCCAGGGCUCCGCGUACGUUGAUGGUCAGCGUGUGGGGAAUGCGACGUGUGAACUGGAAAAUGCUGAUCCCAAAGGGAUAUCACACUUCUAUAUUGGAGGCGAUGGAGGCAGCGCAGAAAACACAGAAAGCCGAGAAGUCGUGCCUGUGACUGUGACGAACGUCCUGUUGUACAACCGCCCGUUGGAUGACACUGAAAUUAAUGCACUUAAUGCAAAUAAAGUUCUUAUUUCAAAGCUGGAAGAGCGAAGCACGGCGGCGGAGGAAACUCUUUCAAAAGCGGUAAGUAAACCAUUUGCGCAGGGAGUCGUCUCCAAGUCUUCUGGCGAACCACAGCAGACGGGAAAGGAAUCGCUGAUGGGGAGCAGUGGUGGGAAUGGGGAGACGGCGGGAGGAACAUAUGGGCAGGAAGAAUUCCAGCCAUGGGUCAGGGAACCAAAUGCUACGGCACCCAGCAGCAAACUUGAAAAUUUGCCGCAGGGAGAUAACAGUGAUGCUGGCACCAUGCGUGAGAUCAGGAUACUGCUGUUGCUUCUUCUUGUGUUAGGAUUGUGGGGGUUUGCGGUUCUGUGA